CUUUUUUCGUGAAGGAGGCUUCCGCGGGCCGGGGACGUUUCACGACAGGGGGAGGUGCUGUACGUCCAAGAUGGCGGCGCCCUGUAGUCUGGAGGGACUGUGAGUGACCAUGAAAGACACCAGGUUGACAGCACUGGAAACUGAAUUACCAAUUGUCCCCAGAACAGUCUGGUAGCAGCACCAAUGAAGAGCCUUCAGAGUCUUUAACGAACGUCCUGGACCCUGCACAGCACGUCCGUGUAGGAAAAUGGCCCAACAAGCCAAUAUUGGGGAGCUGCUCUCCAUGCUGGACUCCCCGGUGCUGAGUGUGCGUGAUGAUGUCACGGCCGUCUUUAAAGAGAACCUCAAUUCUGACCGUGGUCCGAUGCUUGUGAACACCUUGGUGGAUUAUUACCUGGAAACCAGUUCUCAGCAAGUAUUGCACAUCCUGACUACCUUGCAAGAGCCACAUGAUAAGCACCUCUUGGACAAAAUGAAUGAAUAUGUGGGCAAAGCCGCCUCUCGGUUAUCCACCCUCUCGUUACUGGGCCACGUCAUCCGGCUGCAGCCACCCUGGAAGCAUAAGCUCUCUCAAGCACCUCUUUUGCCUUCUCUACUAAAAUGUCUCAAGAUGGACACGGAUGUCAUCGUCCUCACAACGGGCGUCUUAGUGUUGAUAACCAUGCUACCAAUGAUUCCACAGUCAGGGAAACAGCACCUUCACGAUUUCUUUGAUAUUUUUGGCCGUCUCUCAUCAUGGUGUCUAAAGAAACCAGGCCACGUGGCGGAAAUCUACCUUGUCCAUCUCCACACCAGUGUUUAUGCUCUCUUUCAUCGCCUCUACGGAAUGUACCCUUGCAACUUUGUCUCCUUUCUACGUUCCCACUACAGCAUGAAGGAGAACCUGGAGACCUUUGAGGAAGUGGUCAAGCCAAUGAUGGAGCAUGUGCGGAUUCACCCGGAACUAGUGACUGGAUCCAAGGACCAUGAACUGGACCCUCGGAGGUGGAAGAAAUUAGAAACCCAUGAUGUGGUAAUUGAGUGUGCCAAAAUCUCUCUGGACCCUACGGAAGCCUCCUAUGAAGACGGCUAUUCUGUGUCUCAUCAGAAUGCAGCCCGCUUUCCUCCUCGCUCAGCCGACGCCACCACAAGCCCUUAUGUGGACGCACAGAAUAGCUAUGGGAGCAUGACCUCCACCCCUCACUCCGCUUCCCGGCCAACAUUGUCCAGCACACCAGGGCAGCUACCUCCGACUCUGAGUUCCCCUGCGACACGGCUGUCAGCUGAGCCGCCACAAGCCACUCUCUGGAGCCCAUCUGUGGUUUGUGGCAUGACCACUCCUCCCACGUCUCCUGGAAACGUCCCAUCUGAUUCAUCCCAACCUUACAGUAAAGUCUUUGGUACAUCUGGUGGAAAAGGAACUCCCUCGGGAACCCCAGCAACCUCCCCUCCUCCAGCCCCACCCUGCCAUUCGGAUGACUGCGUGCACGUUCCACUCCCACAGCCCACAGCCACGCCCCCCAGGAAGGAGGAGAGAAUGGAAUCGGCCAGGCCCUGUCUGCACAGACAACACCAUAUCCCCAGCGACCGAGGACUAGAAGAACUCCCUGCCAGCAAGGGUUCCGUCACUCUCAGUGAUCUUCCAGGGUUCUUAGGCGACCUGGCCUCUGAAGAAGACAGCAUUGAGAAAGAUAAAGAGGAAGCGGCAAUAUCUAAAGAACUUUCUGAGAUCACGACGGCUGACGCUGAGCCUCUGGUUCCUCGAGGAGGCUUUGACUCUCCCUUCUACCAAGAUAGCUUCCUGGGCUGUCCGAGGAAGACCCCGUCAGCCGUCUCCAGCGCUCAGGGCGCCAGUGUGCACCCCGAGCCUCUGAACUCCUCGCUGGACAAGCCUGGGCCUGACACACCAAAGCAAGCCUUUACUCCCAUAGAGCUGCCCUGUGGGGGCGCCGACGAGAGCCCUGCCGGGAGCAGGGAGCGCCAGACGCCUCUGGAGACCAGCAUCCUCACUCCCAGCCCUUGCAAAAUUCCUUCUCAGAGAGGCGUGGGCUUUGGAAGUAGGCAGCCUCCCCCCUACGAUCAUCUUUUCGAGGUGGCAUUGCCAAAGACUGCCCAUCAUUUUGUCAGCAAGAAGACUGAGGAACUAUUAAAGAAAGCACCAGGAAAUGUAGAGGAAGACUGCACACCCUCUGCCUCCCCGCUGGAGGUACUGGACAGGCUGAUCCAGCAGGGUGCUGAUGCACACAGCAAAGAGCUGAGCAGGUUGUCUUUACCCAGCAAGUCUGUCGACUGGACCCACUUUGGAGGCUCUCCUCCCUCAGAUGAGAUCCGCACCCUCCGUAACCAGUUGCUUUUACUGCACAACCAGUUGCUCUAUGAGCGUUUUAAAAGGCAGCAGCAUGCUGUCCGGAACAGGCGUCUCCUCCGCAGGGUGAUCAGAGCAGCGGCUCUGGAGGAGCACAACGCUGCGAUGAAAGACCAGUUGAAGUUACAAGAGAAAGACAUCCAGAUAUGGAAGGUUAGUCUGCAGAAAGAACAGGCCAGAUACAGCCAGCUCCAGGAGCAGCGAGACACGGUGGUCACCCAGCUGCACAGCCAGAUCAGACAGCUGCAGCAUGACCGUGAAGAGUUCUACAACCAGAGCCAGGAACUGCAGACAAAACUGGAGGACUUCAGGAACAUGGUGGCAGAGCUGCGCCUGGAACUGAAGAAGGCCAACAGCAAGGUGUGCCACACAGAGCUGCUGCUCAGCCAGGUGUCUCAGAAGCUCUCAAACAGUGAGUCAGUCCAACAGCAGAUGGAGUUUCUGAACAGGCAGCUGCUGGUUCUCGGGGAGGUCAACGAGCUGUAUUUGGAGCAACUGCAGAACAAGCAUUCAGACACAACAAAGGAAGUGGAAAUGAUGAAAGCUGCAUAUCGGAAAGAACUCGAAAAACACAGAAGCCAUGUGCUCCAGCAGAAUCAGAGGCUUGACACCUCUCAGAAACGGAUUUUGGAACUGGAAUCUCAACUGGCCAAGAAAGACCACCUUCUUUUGGAACAGAAGAAAUAUUUAGAGGAUGUCAAACUCCAAGCAAGAGGACAGCUGCAGGCCGCAGAGAGCAGGUAUGAGGCUCAGAAACGCAUCACCCAGGUGUUUGAGUUGGAGAUCUUAGACUUAUAUGGCAGGCUGGAGAAAGAUGGCCUCCUGAAAAACCUUGAAGAUGAGAAAACAGAAGCAGCGGAAGCGGCAGAAGAAAGGCUUGACUGUUAUAAUGACAGCUGCUCGGAUUCUGUGGCAGGGCACAGUGAGGAGGCAUCUGGCCACAACGGUGAGACCAAGCCCCCCAGACCGGGCAGCACCCGAGGUGGGGGUGGAAGCAGAGGCGGCGGGGGCAGCAGCAGCAGCAGCAGCAGCCAGCUCUCCACCCCUGAGAAGCCCCCGAACCAGAGGGCAGGCCCGUUCAGCAGUCGGUGGGAAACUACCGUGGGCGAGCCCUCCACCAGCAUCCCCACGACGGUUGGCUCACUUCCUAGUUCAAAAAGCUUCCUGGGCAUGAAGGCUCGAGAGUUAUUUCGUAAUAAGAGUGAGAGCCAGUGUGAUGAGGAUGGCGUGACCAUCAGCAGCCUUUCUGAGACUCUAAAGACAGAACUGGGCAAAGACGCGGGCGUGGAAGCCAAGACUCCCCUGAGCCCCGACGGCCCACACCCAUCUCCCCCGAACCUGGACAGUGUUGGACAGCUGCGUAUCAUGGACUACAACGAGACUCAUCAGGAACACAGCUAAGGGUGGUGGCCAAUCAGUGUUAACUUGCGUGCUGCUGGCAUAGACCAGGAGGUGUGGUGCCGUUUCCAAGCUUUCCUAUUCCCAGGGUUUGAGUGGCUGGCUCACGCGGCAGAAGUGGGAUGGAAGGAGGUCCUUUUGACAACUUCCUGAAUGUGGAACGGUUUUUGGAUCUGGCAUUGAAAUGCCUCCUCCCCCCCGCCAUUGACUUAGCAGUGUGUACUAACCGAGGGCCAGUUUGCAUUCCUCAGUAGCUUUAUUUUCUUCCCCUGCCCCUCCAAGGUUGUGUCCUUUGAACCAGUGCAAUAUGAGGCCAAAUUUCUCUGAGUCUAACACACCACUCUCUGCUCCCUAAAGUUCAGAUAGCUGGGCUGGCUCCCGUUAGCCAGGUGACAGGUGGCACGCAAGUAAUCUGUUGGCCCUCUCAGAGGAGGUAGCAUGCUAAGCUGACAUCUCAUGAAUACUUUUACAGGAGACUUUUUCGCUGCUUUUGGUUCUGAGGUUCAGCAUCUAAAGCAGUGGGUUAGAAAAUGAUGGGUCGGUCACCCUUACAUUCUUCUGGCGGCUCUGAUAAGCUUCCUAAGAAGUUCUCGUGAACAGAGGCCUGUUGUUGGAAAAGUCUGGAGCUGGCACUGUGGAGACAUAGUCCCUUUUGUGAAUGCUCUGUCCCCUCCCCACUACCUCUUAUUUAUUUGGUGUUUGCUCGAAAGCUGGUACUGGUCUGACCACAGGCUGGUGUGUGGAGUAAACCUGCUGUCUGCAGAACGGAAGGGCUGUGAUGUGGGCAAUUACCCGAGAAACACGUGUGGGCAAGGAGCUGCCCUCCGGGCAGGGCUGUGCUGGCCGAGCCUGAGGUAGCUGUCUGCGUGUUCCCUGUGUGUCCCGGGUGCCUCUGUGUCAGCUUCGUGGUGUUCCAGCAGGACGACUCUGACGGGCCGCAGAGUUUUUUCAAAGCUUAGUGACCAUUGUUUCUCAGGCUUCAGAGUUGCCUCACUAAAGUAGGUUCUAGGCCACCAAAAAGGUAACAGCUUUUUACACCAAUUCUGACUUUGAGGGCCCUGCUGCCCUCCCACAUGUUGGUGAUGGCAGAGCAUCUCCUAUCAGGGUCCUGGUGAGUUCUGUCAGAGGCUGGCUGCUGGGGACCCAUGGGUGUCGCACAUGUGUGCUCAGGAAAGGUGACACCAGCUGCAACACUGGUGGUGGCAGAGAACCAAACUCCACAGAUGCUCCUGAAAUAAACGCUAGAAGCCUAA
This is a messenger RNA of Miniopterus natalensis, 4995 nucleotides long. It is a transcript of the gene TSC1, whose product is annotated as TSC complex subunit 1. Gene Ontology annotation, cellular component: TSC1-TSC2 complex. Gene Ontology annotation, biological process: negative regulation of TOR signaling; negative regulation of cell population proliferation; regulation of cell cycle. Lineage: Eukaryota; Metazoa; Chordata; Mammalia; Chiroptera; Miniopteridae. The record is from RefSeq and is a predicted model, not a curated record.